Adineta ricciae is the source of this 498-nucleotide messenger RNA. The record is from the annotation of a GenBank genome assembly. Lineage: Eukaryota; Metazoa; Rotifera; Eurotatoria; Adinetida; Adinetidae.
AUGAGGGGUCACACCGUGCCACCCUGCACACACCAUUGGCCACAUCUCCUACCUUCGGCUACCACUGGCCGCCACGCGCGCAACUUCAGCCACAUAGCGCGCAGCAAACCACCGUCGCCCACGUUUUUGCCACAAACAAACAAACAAACAAUUUUAUUUCAUAUGACCCUCCUUACAGUCGAGGGAAAAACCACCACAAACAGCAUUCAAGUUAUGCAACACCAUACCAUUGACUCUCCACCAUUCGAUAAACCUUGCUCUCAUACUCAUCCAUUAAACAUCCCGCCAACGUUCCACCCACGCCUAACCGCCACGCCGCUAAAUCUUUUCCACAUUCUCAUUCUAACCUUCGCUCAGCUUCGCCCAUGUUGCGCCACCAUCGCCCACCUUGGGCCACCAUUAGCCACCUACGGCCUCGAGACACCGCGAAAUUGCGCGAUUGAAGGUUUCAUGCAUAUCCUUAAAAUGCGCCGCAUAAGAAAACUAUGUAUUCACUGA